Messenger RNA from Ictalurus punctatus (channel catfish), 2807 nucleotides. RefSeq names its product transmembrane protein 59-like (gene tmem59l). The record is from RefSeq and is a predicted model, not a curated record. Lineage: Eukaryota; Metazoa; Chordata; Actinopteri; Siluriformes; Ictaluridae. Bases 100 to 1119 code for a protein of 339 amino acids. The transcript has 8 exons.
GCCAUAGCGCGUGCCCGAUGCGUUGUGGGUGGAGGGGAUCCAGAUCGUGUAGGGAAUCAGGGACGAGGCCAGUGCACUCCGAGUGAACAGGGCAAGAAGAUGGCACGGGUCGGUAGCGCAGUGUGCGGCGUUCCCGCUGUCUUUCCUCUGCUCUUCGUGGCAAUGGCGAUGGCAGCAUCCGAUCUGUUUGACAACCAACUGGGAGACAUCAGCUACUGCAAAAACCAGUGUCAGAUCACCAUCAAAAACAAAAAAGCUGCCAAAGACUCCAUAAUGAAUGCAUGCUACCGGGGCUGCCGGCUCUAUUCAAUUUGCCAGUUUGUGAAUGGGAACACAGGCUUCAACAACAGCAAGGAGGAAUGCCAGGGAGCAUGCCAGGAAGCAUACAGUAAAUUACUGGAGCAGGAGGCUUGUAGCACAGGCUGUACCAGCCAACCAGCUGAGCCUGAAAUCAAACGGAGGAAGCUCAAGGCCCUGACCAACCGCCCCAAACCAGUUUCAGUAAUGGAUGCUUUGUUUGGUUGGUGUAACGAUGUUGUCAGCUCUGCUCAAAGCUUCAUGUCCUCCACCUGGACUUUCUACCUGCAGGCUGAUGAUGGCAAGGUGGUUGUGUUCCAGAGCGAGCCAGAGAUUGAGUAUUAUUUACCUGAGUUGCAAGCCCCACACACCAGUGUUGCAAACAAACCUUGGACUGAAGGAAAUCCUCAGACACAGAGGCUACAAUCUGGAGAGCGAUUGCAUGGAGAGAGAAAUGAGCUUAAAGCUGAGAGCAAGGGAAAACACAGCAGUCAGCAUGUUGAGGACACGGUUGCAGAGCACGACUUCCUGGGCUGCAUGUCAAGGCGUUCAGGUCUGCCACGUUGGAUCUUGGCUACAUGUCUCCUGUUGUCAAUCAUGGUGAUGCUGUGGCUGAGCUGUGCCAGCCUGGUAACAGCACCUGAGCAACAUGUAAAGACUCAGUUGAGCAUCAAUGGAGAUAAGGAGUUCCUAGACUACAUGCCAAAAGUCAACCCCUACCAUCUGACUUCAGUGAUUGCUGUAGCAGUUGGUCAUCAUGAUGAAGAAAAAGAGGCAGGGCCUCUGCCAGUCAAAGUUGACCUGAACAAAACCUCACUAUAAAAUCAUUAUAACGUGUGUAAUCUGUUAGUAUUUCUGUCCCUCAAAUAGAGGAAGAAAUCAUCACAUUUAAGUUUUUUUAAAAUAAAAAUGCAUGGUUUAUUUAUUCUUAUUGAUAUUCCUAUAUAUAGGAACAGGUUACACACAGUGAAGCCAUUGAGUAAUAAGUAAUAUUGAUAUAGGUGUUUAUUGUGUUCACUAGACAGUGCUGCUUUCAAAAACAUUAAGAACAUGAUUAACCAAGCUGUGAUUGUAGCACUUAAGGGAUUUGGGAUGCUAGGAUGUUCUUUGAACUAGAAUGUCUGUAACGCAGCCAAGGUACUCCUUACUACAGUGAGCAAAAGACAAACAUUGACAGCAUCAUUUUCAAUUUGAUUAGUUAUGUUUGAAUAGAGAUUUUGACACUUGAUUUUGCCACAACAGGAGACAGGCCCUACUCAUGGAAUAAUCAUGUGUACAUACAUGUAGUUAUUUAUUUAUCUCCAUCACUAAUGUAUAUCACUUAUGUAUAAGAUCUUAUUGUACUUUAUCUCUCAUUUAGAUGCUAAUAGAUAAGAUGCUGUGAUUAAGUAGUAUUUACAGAAAGCUUCUAAUAAGAUUGAGUGAUACCUAGGUAAAGUAAGAAUGUAAAUAUCUCUUUUAUUCUUAAGAUUGUCGAAUGGGAUGAUUCUCCUACUUCUGCUUAGUGCUAGGGUUUGACAAAUAGAUCAUAUGUUACCAGCCGUAGAGCUCACUAGCCUCAUGGCUCUUCUAGUGCUGAUUGUGUUUCUUUUACCCAUGUGGUCCUAAUUGCAGUGCAUGCUAAUAUGUUUUGAGACCUAUCUGCCUACCCACUUAUGGCAAUAGACUAAUAUAUGCUGUUAAUAUUUGUGUUCAUAGCUUAAUGUUGAAGAGGCAAUGCAAUUAUAAAAUACAGAUGAGUUAAGUAAAUAAAUAUCACAAAGAUGUUAACUGCUUUUUAGGUACACGAUUGUUGCAUGACCAAAUCCAUAGUACAUAAUGAACAUAUUUUUUCCACAUAAUUAUCUGGCUGUUAGAAAUUUGUUUGAUCUACAGGAUUUGCUUCAGAACUCAUUAGUUAUUUAUUAUUAAUACAGAUUUUCUCUGUGUCCGCAUGUCAUGAAGUACACAAAACAGUAUAAGAAAAGAGAGAGAAUAUACUAGUUUAUUGAAAUUCUCAGUUUUCCUUUGCCAUUUUCAAAGGCAGCCACAAAGAGGGUGCUAUCUCUUACAGUUUAACCAUAGCAUUUAUGUAUUUGACUUUUCUGGUUUUUCAGCUAAAUCAGCAGCCAGACUGAACAUGAAUAACAUUUGCAUGGAUAAAAGUCAAUUCAUUAAUCAAGUAGCUAUAUAGUGCCACAUCUCUCUCUUUGUGUCACAAUCUUUAAUACUAACUGCCUCAAGUAUGAUAUUUAAGCGAUUAAUUUAAGGCAAUGCGUGCUAUGUUUCAGGGUAAUAUUGCCGCGAAUUAUAAACAACUCUAAUCACAUCCUUUCUUCUAUUAUUUUUUUUAUUUUUUCAUACAUUCUGGUUUGUUACAUGUGACUGUGCCCCCUAGUGAACACAUUUAUGUACAUGCAAGUAUGAUGGCAUGCAUUUGUGUGAAUUUUAUAACAUUUGUAAAAACUUAGCUUAUAUAUCAAUUGGCUAUUGGCUAUUAAUAAAUCCAAGCAUUUAUGCUAAUUAUUUAA